Messenger RNA from Xiphophorus couchianus (Monterrey platyfish), 3188 nucleotides. Its product is annotated as beta-1,3-galactosyltransferase 1-like. The coding region runs from base 1099 to 2211 and encodes 370 amino acids. The record is from RefSeq and is a predicted model, not a curated record. NCBI's taxonomy places the organism in Eukaryota, Metazoa, Chordata, Actinopteri, Cyprinodontiformes, Poeciliidae. Gene Ontology annotation, cellular component: Golgi membrane. The transcript has 3 exons. Gene Ontology annotation, biological process: protein O-linked glycosylation. Gene Ontology annotation, molecular function: N-acetyl-beta-D-glucosaminide beta-(1,3)-galactosyltransferase activity.
GUGCAGGGGAAAAAAAAAUCCAUACAUAUGUAAUAGGGUUUUAUUUUAACUAUAUUAUAGAUGUGAAGUUUGUCAAAAUAGUUUGUUUUUUUUUAGUCAAAAAGGAUUUUCUCCUGACAUUUAUUGCUGUGUAAGUUAUUUUAUGUUACUUUUUACGGUUCCAGGACAAUGUUGAAAAGCCCGCCAGCAAGUCCACUGGUUAUGUUCUGAUAAAAAAAAUGAAGGUUAAUAUCUGAACUUAAUUCUGAUUAAAGUUAGGCUACAGCUUCUCAAACAGGCCAUUUAUGCUAGAAGCUCUUCAGUGUUUUGGGAUUAAAACAACUCUGCAAAGAAUACUGGGUAAAACCUUCAAGUUAUCUCUUUCUGAUCUUAAAAUGACUUUGGUCUAAAUCAUGUAACAAAAAUGGAAAAAAAGUCAGUAAAGGGGACAAACACUUUUUCAUAACCCUGUAUAAAAUCUCCAAAUGGAGGCUUGCUGAUGAGAUGCUUAAACAGCUGGGUUACUCUUUUGGAUGGAGAAAAAGCAUCAGUUCCCCCUAGCAGCUCCCCACAGGUGAUGGAUGGUAUACAUUUUUUGUACUCUGAAAUGUCACCUGGGUAUAUUUUGACUGGAUUGUUUUUAUUGUAUGGUCACAUUUCUGGCAACAGCUUUAAAAGUGUGUCACUACCUGUAUUUCAGUCCAACUUCAUAACAGGAAUUGCAAACUUAAAGGUAACAGAGUAUUGUCUAACACUGACCACCUUAUGGAGGAAACAUGUUUCUGUUGCUUGUCUCUGACUUGUUUGUUGUUGCUCAGAACCAUAGGGGAAGGUCGUGACAGUAACAAACCGGUAAAUGGAAAUUCUCACAUAUCUGGCUUUGCGCUUUUUUCACUAGUGAAUCACGAACGAUCUGAUUUUUUUUUUUUUUUUACCCCUCCAAGGGUUCUUUUGUGGACCCUAGUGUCCCAGGAAAGGACAUGCGGCAAGUAUCAUCGGGUCUGAGAGUCGAACCCGCGACGGCCGCAUCGAGGACUCAAGGUCUCCAAACAUGGGUUGCGCUAACCACUACGCCACCACGGCACGCCCUGAUCUGAUUCUUUUGAACAGCUCUUUACCAUGAAUGACAGGACUCGUUACUCCUUGGUUCAUACACAUUUGGGACAUUCUUCACAUGGUUUGGCUCGUGGACAUUGGCUGAGAGCUGCAUUAACAGUUCUAAUGGACAACAGGAGACGACUGAAGGACAUCCUCAUCUGCGUUUUGGUAGGAGUGACAGUGGUCAUCAUUUACCUUACCUCGGAAUACAAGCCUGAUCACUUGUAUGGUCCAGCAAACAAAAAGUCCAAUGCCACGGCCUCUUCGCUGCCUGAGCCAAAGUGGGAGGACCCAGGCCCAUACCAUGUGGCCUACCCACGGAAGUACAGAUUCGUCAUGGAUAACUCUCCAACGUGCAAGACCGCCACUCCGUUCCUGAUCUUGAUGGUUCCCGUUGCUCCUGCCAAUUUGGAAGGUCGGGACACCAUCCGAAGGACGUGGGGGGGUAAGAAAAUGGUCCUCGGUCGGCUGGUUGAGACCGUCUUCAUAGUGGGGCUACCUGGAGGGGUUGAUGCCAACCAGCAGCAGGCGAGACUGAAACAGGAGAGCGAGCGGUAUCGUGAUCUCAUCCAGAGUAACUUCCAGGACAGCUACCGCAACUUGACCAUCAAGACCAUGGUCAUGCUGGAGUGGCUGGCUCAGCACUGCGCCAAGGCCAGCUUUAUGAUAAAAAUCGACUCGGAUAUGUUACUGCAUGUUGAUAAUUUGGUUGCAUUGUUACUUGACCCGGAGACGCCUAAGGAAAACUACAUGUCGGGUUUGGUUUGGUGGCACAGCCCAGUUUCAAGAAACCCUUUCAACAAGUUCUACAUGCCAAGCCAUGUGAUCGCCGAGCCGGUGUACCCCCCCUACCCUCUGGGCAUGGCUUACGUCAUGUCUCUGGAUCUACCCAAGAAGAUCCUGAGCGUCUCGCCUCACAUCAAACCCAUCAACAUUGAAGACGCAUACCUGGGCUUGUGCCUGAAUCGUUUGGGUGUCUCUCCUACCAACCCUCCUGAUCAGAGGAUGUUUCAGGUCAUCCCCAGGCAUCCUCUGAGCAGAUGCAAUCUCUCCAAAGUGAUCGCCACGACUACGACGAGCAUGUCACAAAUGCAAAUCUACUGGCAGAGGAUCAUGCAGGGAGUUCACUGCUGAGCCUGAUUUGAAUAUUGAUUAUUUUUGAAUGGUUUGGCAGUUUCUGGUUCAUUCUGGUUCACAGAAGGAAGCUAUAGUCCCAUCCCCAUGGGAUAAGCAUUAUGUGGAAGGUCACAAACAGAGGAAUGGUAUUCUUACCAUUGCAAUAAUUUUACUCUUCGGCCUUUUCUUUUUGAUGCUGUACGUUACAGGUCGACAGGGAUUUGCUGGCUCGGAGGCUGCGUUACAAGCCAACGCAGCCUCCGUUCUUAGCUUUUGGCUAAAGAAUGCAUUUUUUAGCCAAAUGCAUUCCUAUGGCCAUAUGAAUGUAGCCAGGAAAACAAAAACGUCUAACAUUUUGGAUCCCACCCAUUUCUGUCCAUGUUUUUUUUCCCGUUGAUUUGCACAGGAUUAACAAAGCAGACAAUCCAUGUAAUUAUUACAAAUAGCAUUGGUCCAUAAGUAAAACUAAUCCCAUGUGAAAAGGGCUUAAUGUUGUUUUAAAUUAUUUUACUAGGCUUUGAAGUAAGUUUUUUUUUUUUUUUAACUUAUGUAUAGAGAGCAGUCAUUCUUCUAUGCACACAAAUAUUUUUACAUUCAGUUUGUAUUUGGCUGCUAUCUGUGUAGAGUUUUGAACUUUCUUCCCUUUGGAGGCAUAGAUAUUUUUCAGUGUAUUCCAGGUUACUAAAAACCAUGCAUGUUAAGCUGCAGUAACAGAUUAUGGAGGCCCAAAUAUAAACUUACAAACUCUGAAGUUGGUGUUGAAUGUGGAUAAGACAAAAGCAAUGGUUUUCUCACCUGCUAGAAAACUACCAGAAACCUCCCUAUUGCUUACCACUGCUGCAGGAGCACAAAUCGAGUUUGUCAGUAAUUAUAAAUAUCUUGGUUUUAUUCUAGAUAAUGAACUCUCUUUUAAAAAUCAUAUAGCAAAUCUACUACGGACAUUGAAAAUGAAGAUUGGGUUUUAUUAACGAAAUGGAUCUUGUUUUACACGCAAA